ACUGGGGAAGUAUUUCUUGACUUCACGCCUGCCGAUAUCAUAUUCAAACACGCGGCCGCAGCGCAGAGAGGCCGUUGGCGUUGGAAUCCUUUCGAAGUGGCACUUUUUCCUUUCUUUCUCUCUCUCUCUCUCACCGGGAACAGCAGAUUAAAGACGGCGCCAUGGUGGCCACUAUCUGUCAGGUGAUGGGCUUCCUCCUCAGUCUGUUAGGGGUGGCGGGGAUAAUCGCGGCGACAGGGAUGGACCAGUGGUCGACGCAAGACCUCUUCGACAACCCCGUGACGGCCGUGUUCUCGUACUCGGGCCUGUGGAACUCGUGCGUCCGGCAGAGCUCCGGCUUCACAGAGUGCCGACCGUACUUCACCAUCCUGGGACUGCCAGCUCUGCUGCAGGCUGUGAGGGCCUUGAUGGUCGUUGGUAUUAUCCUCGGAGCCAUCGGCAGCCUGAUCGCCAUAUUUUCAAUGAAGUGCUUGAAAAUGGGGAGCAUGGACGACAACAUCAAAGCCACCAUGACCUUGACAGCUGGGAUCAUGAACGUUCUCGCAGGGAUCUGUGCCAUUGCCGGCGUGUCGGCCUUUGCGAACUUGGUUGUGCAAAGUUUUCGGUUUGCGUCGUACGCCGGAAGCGGGCUCAGCAUGGGAGGAAUGAGUGGCGGGGGUAUCGGAGGACUCUCAGGAUCUCUGACUCCGAGGUACACUUUUGGUCCCGCUCUUUUCGUGGGGUGGAUCGGCGGCGCCGUCUUGUUCAUUGGAGGUAUCAUGAUGUGCCUGGCCUGCCGCGGAAUGGCCCAGGACGGAAAGCAACGGAACGACGGGAUGACCUACAAAGCCGCCUCUCACCAAACUAUGUACAAGACCGACCCCCGAUCCCAUCCAGCCCAGUCCUACAGGGCCCAGAGUGUGGAUGGAAACCAGAAAUUUGACUAUGUGUAGAAUUAUUUAACUCUUAUGGAUAUGUCUCUUUUAUAUUCUGCUGCACUGUGAUGCUGUUUUUGUGUGUUUUGACCCUGUAUUCAUGGGGAAAGUGGUUUUUUUCUUAUUUCUCUCUACCUUAAUUUGGCUGAACUGCUAAACACUAAUAGUGGGUUUUUAAAUAUAUAUAAAGUUGUAACAUCAUAUAAUCCUAAUUAUCAAAUGUUGUUUUGUGAUUCAUAUUGUGGUAUUUUUUGUGAAAUAAAAAAAACUUUUGUAUAAUUCAAA
Messenger RNA from Pseudoliparis swirei, 1199 nucleotides. RefSeq names its product claudin-18-like. Gene Ontology annotation, biological process: cell adhesion; bicellular tight junction assembly. The record is from RefSeq and is a predicted model, not a curated record. The transcript is spliced from 5 exons. Bases 162 to 932 code for a protein of 256 amino acids. Gene Ontology annotation, cellular component: plasma membrane; bicellular tight junction. Lineage: Eukaryota; Metazoa; Chordata; Actinopteri; Perciformes; Liparidae. Gene Ontology annotation, molecular function: structural molecule activity.